AGUCAUACAGAUUUAUAGUGUUGUAUAUUUUAUUUACGUAAAUAAUAUAACUCCACAAUAUGCAUUAAUAUAACACCGACCUGGAGACGAGAGUAAAACACAAUGGAAUUUGUGGGUUUUAAAAUGCUACUCAUCAUCACAUUGUCCCUCAUGGGAUCGGUUGUUAAUUCUAAAGAAAGUUCCGAAUACAAAUUGCCAACUAAUUUUAAUCCAGUUAGCUAUCGACUGGACGUGACGACAUACUUGGAUGAUAAAUUCGUGUUUGAGGGAAUAGUCGAUAUUAAAAUAAACUGUGUAGAAGCCACUGACACCAUAGUACUGCAUUCGAACAGUUUGGACAUCGAUACCAAAAGUGUUGUUGUGGCCAACAAUGGAGAAACUAUUGUACCGGUGGAAAGUGUUUCGUUUGAUCCGACAAAAGAACUUAUGUACGUUAAGUCAACAGUAAAAUUUAAGCCUGGUGAUGAAUAUGUGCUGACCAUACCAUUUACCGGAAAUAUCACCGACGAUUUAGUAGGUUACUAUAAGAGUAGUUAUGUGGACAAGGAGAGCAAUCAAACAAGAUGGUUAGCUGUAACACAAUUCGAACCAGCUGACGCACGAAGAGCUUUCCCCUGUUUUGACGAGCCCGCGUAUAAAGCAACCUUCAAGAUAAGAUUGGGCCAUAAAAUAGGACUGACUUCAAUUAGUAAUAUGAAAUUUAUGAAAGAAACGCCCAUCCCUUCAAAACCAGGUUUUGUUUUCGACGAAUUCGAAGAAUCUGUACCGAUGUCUACUUAUUUAGUAGCAUACAUGGUGUCAGAUUUCGUAUACAUAGAGUCGGACAGUCGAGAUGACGAAGUGAAGUUCCGUAUAAUAGCCAGGAAGGACGCUGCCGAUCAAACAGAACUUGCCAAAAACGCGGGACCGUUGGUCUUAAAAUAUUACGAGGACUAUUUCGAUGAAAAAUUUCCGUUGUCCAAACAAGACAUGGUGGCCAUACCCGAUUUUUCUGCCGGUGCUAUGGAGAAUUGGGGUCUUGUCACAUAUAGAGAGACCGCAUUGUUAAUUGAUCCGGACGUGGCUACAAUUGAUAACGUACAUAGAGUAGCAGAAGUUAUCGCUCACGAACUUGCUCACCAAUGGUUCGGUAAUCUCGUUACUAUGAAAUGGUGGACCGACCUUUGGUUGAAUGAAGGAUUUGCCACGUACGUUGCAGCCCGAGGAGUAGAUUUCCUGUAUCCAGAAUGGAACUCUUUCCAAGUUGAAACCGUCCAAAACUUUUUACGCGUUUUGGAUCUGGAUUCGCUUCAAUCGUCACACCCCGUAUCGGUGGCUGUUGGACAUCCCGAUGAAAUAGCACAGAUUUUUGACACAAUAUCGUACACUAAGGGCUCAUUUUUAUUGCACAUGAUGAACAUGUUCCUUGGUGAAGAUACGUUCAAACAAGGCAUUAGGAAUUACAUAAACAAACAUAAGUUUUCCAACGCCGAACAGGACGAUCUGUGGAGUUCAUUGACAGAGGAAGCUCACCGCCAAGGAACUUUGGACAAAAAUCUCACCGUUAAACAAAUAAUGGACACAUGGACGCUACAAACCGGUUAUCCCGUAUUGAAAGUUGUCCGGGAUUAUUCCGCGGAUACGGUUACUUUGUCACAGGAACGGUUUCUGACGAUCAAAUCAAACGGUACCGAAAAUAAAAGCUGUUGGUGGAUACCAAUUACUAUGACUACUUCUAAGGAAKCUGACUUUAACCAGACAAAAGCUGAGUCGUGGUUGAAUUGCGAAAACAACAACCUCACCACGCCACUGCCUAAAGACAGCGAGUGGGUCAUCUAUAACAUGCAGAUGGCUGGGUUAUUCAGAGUCUUAUACGAUACACGAAACUGGAUGGGUAUCGUUUCUACGUUGAACGAUCCGAGCAAAUACAAAACUAUACACAAGUUAAACCGAGUACAGCUGAUCGACGAUUCAUUUAGUUUUUCACAAGUUGGUGAUAUGGACUAUGGGAUAACGUUCCAACUUUUGAAAUAUUUAAAACACGAAAAAGAGUACGCACCGUGGUUGGCUGCUUUGGGCGGCUUGAGCCCUAUAAAUAAAUUAWUGAAAAGGACCCCAAAUCAAGGAGUGUUUCAAAACUAUAUGCAACGAUUGUUGUCACCUGUGUACAGUGAAUUCCGAGACAUGGCCGUCGAACUCAGUGGGUUUGAAGAAAUCCGUUUUAAAAACCUUGUGACUGCCGUAGCCUGCCGUCAUAAACUAAAAGGUUGCACUGAACAAGCUCUAGAGUUAUUUAGCAAGUGGAUGAAAAUUGAAGACCCGGAUAAUAAUAAUAUAUUGCCUAGAGAACUGAAACCCGUUAUUUAUUGUCAAGCGAUAAAAUACGGAGGUGUAGAAGAAUGGGACUUUUUAUGGGAACGUUAUCAGCGUUCCAAUGUGGGGUCUGAAAAGGCGAAAUUACUCUCAGCAUUAGGAUGUAGUUCAGAAACUUGGUUGUUGAACAGAUAUUUGGAUUGGUCACUUGAUAAUUCAAUUAUUCGCAAGCAAGACGCUGCCACUGUAUUCUACUCUGUGGCGAGCAGUGACAUAGGAUUUUAUGUAGCAAAAGACUUUUUGUAUCGUAAAAUUGCGGAUAUAUCUGAAUACUACAAACCUCGAGGCGAUCGUGUAGGUAGAUAUGUAAAAGUUAUAGGUUCUCAAAUGAAAACUAAAGAAGAAUUCGACGAGAUCCAAUCAUUUAUUAAUAAAUCGUCAGGUUAUUUAAAAGAAGCUGAUUUGAUUAUCAACCAGACAAUAGAGACUAUUAAGAUGAAAAUUGAAUGGACUUCGAAGUUUUAUAAUAAAAUUGUAAAUUACAUAUUACAAUAAUYAUUAACAAUGUUACGAACGGGCUUAAAUACAGACGCUUCRAUUAAAAUUGUUACAUAAUAUAAUAUCCAUAAACAAGGUUAAUAGAAAUAA
This is a messenger RNA of Diuraphis noxia (Russian wheat aphid), 2940 nucleotides long. RefSeq names its product aminopeptidase N. NCBI's taxonomy places the organism in Eukaryota, Metazoa, Arthropoda, Insecta, Hemiptera, Aphididae. The record is from RefSeq and is a predicted model, not a curated record. Gene Ontology annotation, cellular component: membrane; cytoplasm. Gene Ontology annotation, molecular function: zinc ion binding; peptide binding; metalloaminopeptidase activity. Gene Ontology annotation, biological process: proteolysis; peptide catabolic process.